Molecule: messenger RNA, 381 nt
Organism: Dracunculus medinensis (Guinea worm)
Lineage: Eukaryota; Metazoa; Nematoda; Chromadorea; Rhabditida; Dracunculidae
Source: the annotation of a GenBank genome assembly
AUGGAAACCGAUUCAAAUAUUGCUGAAAAAGUUAAGAAUACGGGUCGACGAUUACCGAAAUCGGGUCGUUGGUGGAAAGCAGUUCGAAAAGAGAGGUCUUCUGCUAUAAUUAAGGUAAAACCAUUAAAAUCUUCAUGGGAGAGGAAAAUGAAAGAAAAGGCCGAUUCAAUAAAUGUUAAGAAACUUCAAAAUGAAAUCCGUGAAAAACUGGAAGCAGCAAAAGCUGCAAAAAUUGAAAGGAGAAAAGAACAGGAAAAACGUAAAGAAGAAAAUGCAAGGAAAGCCGAAAUCGUACAAGUAAUACGGAACACAAGUAAAAUUAAGCGAUUAAAGAAGAAGCAGUUGAGAUUUAUCGAAAAAAGAGAUACAAAUUCAUUGUAA